This is a messenger RNA of Hippopotamus amphibius kiboko, 918 nucleotides long. Its product is annotated as olfactory receptor 4A47-like. Gene Ontology annotation, cellular component: membrane. The transcript has a single exon. Gene Ontology annotation, molecular function: G protein-coupled receptor activity; olfactory receptor activity. NCBI's taxonomy places the organism in Eukaryota, Metazoa, Chordata, Mammalia, Artiodactyla, Hippopotamidae. The record is from RefSeq and is a predicted model, not a curated record. Bases 1 to 918 code for a protein of 305 amino acids. Gene Ontology annotation, biological process: G protein-coupled receptor signaling pathway.
AUGGAACAAAGGGACAAUGUAACUGAGUUUGUCCUCACAGGGCUCACUCAGAGCCUCCAGGGUCAGAAAAUAUUAUUUGCUGUGUUCUUGCUCAUCUACAUCAUGACGAUGGUGGGCAACCUGCUCAUUGUCCUGACUAUGGUAUUCAGCCCAACCCUGGAUGCCCCCUUGUACUUCUUUCUUGGCUGCUUGUCACUUAUGGAUGCUGUUUAUUCUACUACAAUCACCCCAAAUAUGAUUAUAGACUUUCUGUGUGAGAAGAAAACCAUUUCCUUCCAAGCUUGCAUGACCCAGCUUUUUAUAGAACACUUAUUUGGUGGUGCUAAGAUUUUACUCCUGGUGGUCAUGGCCUAUGAUUGCUACAUGGCCAUGUGCAAACCCUUGUGUUAUUUGACAAUCUUGAAUCAGCGAGUGUGUGUUCUGCUGCUGCUGUUGGCCUGGGGUGGUGGGUUUUUACAUGCUGUAGUCCAACUACUCUUGGCUUACAACCUUCCCUUCUGUGGUCCCAAUAUUAUUGACUGUUUCAUUUGUGACAUGUACCCCUUGUUAAAACUUGCCUGCACUGACACCUAUAUUAUUGGCCUCAUUGUGGUUUUCAAUGAUAGGGCAAUCUGUGUGGUCAUCUUCAUGCUCUUACUCAUCUCCUAUGGGGUGAUUCUGCAAUCCCUGAAGAAUCAUAGUCAGGAAAGGAGGUGCAAAGCCUUAUCCACCUAUGGCUCCCACAUUACCGUGGUGGUCCUCUUCUUUGUGCCCUGUAUUUUUAUGUAUGUGAGACCUCCUUCUACCUUACCCAUUGAUAAAUCCUUGGCUGUGUUUUGUACCAUUAUCACCCCUAUGUUGAACCCUCUAAUCUCUACUCUGAGAAAUGGAGAGAUGCAAAAUGCCAUGAAAAAGCUCUGGGUCAAAAAAGGAAAAUGA